Messenger RNA from Talaromyces proteolyticus, 165 nucleotides. RefSeq lists its product as uncharacterized. Bases 1 to 165 code for a protein of 54 amino acids. NCBI's taxonomy places the organism in Eukaryota, Fungi, Ascomycota, Eurotiomycetes, Eurotiales, Trichocomaceae. The transcript is spliced from 2 exons. The record is from RefSeq and is a predicted model, not a curated record.
AUGGACCCUGAAACCUCUGGUUUCAUCAUCGCCUAUGAUAUCUCGGAAAACCAAGUCUUGAUCUGUAAUUUUGAUCCUAAACGACAUCCCUUGGACUCAUGGGACGAGGCUCUUUGCCGCAAGACUGUAGACGCAGCCAUUGGCAAGAACAUACGACUCUUAUAG